UUGUAUUGCUAUUUUAUUCACAGAAUUUUAUACGUAUAACGAUGCGGAAGCAUAAAAAUAAUCUGAAAAAAGAUGUUUAGUUGGUAAAUGACCAAUUUUCUAGUUGAGAAAAAUGUCGUGUAUGAUAUGGGGGGGCAGUGCUUUUUUCUCUGGGAUUGGGAUAAUCCUCCAAUCAAAUAUUAUAUAAAAAUAUUGAUCAGCACUGCAACACCCUGAGUUACACUAUUCGGUCAAAAUUAUUCGAAAUUGUGAAAAAUGGGAAAGGGUUUCAACAAUUACAUGUGCAAGAAAUUCUUCCAUCCCGCAUCGAGAGACAACUUGAAGCGAGUAUGGAUGGCCGAGCAACAAGCUGAGGCUUACAAAAAGAAACAGGAGGAAUUGCGUGUACAGUAUGAAAAGGAACAGGAUCUUCACAACAACAAAGCUCUUUUGAGCAAGGAAAGCAAAGAUAAAUUGAGUGUCAAUUUCAUGUAUGAACCUCCACCUGGUGCAAAGAAAGAAAGGGAAAAAGAGGAUAACGAGCCUGAGUAUAAAUUUGAGUGGCAGCGCAAGUACAAUGCACCCAGGGAAAGUUAUUGUAAGGGUGACAGUGAAAUUCGUGAUCAGCCUUUUGGUAUUCAAGUGCGUAAUGUACGUUGCAUUAAAUGCCAUAAAUGGGGUCAUAUCAAUACAGACAAGGAAUGUCCUUUAUAUAGUCAAGCCAUGAGUGUAGUAAUGGCAAACAGUGCACAACAGACACAACCAACUCCGGAUGCCCUAACGUUAGUUCAGCAAAUGAGAGACGACGGUUUGGCACUGAAAAAAUCAGCCUUAAGUGCACAGCAACACUUGAGAGUACCAGAACACGAGGACCUCAUGGUGUCGGAUGAUGAAGAGCAACCUGAAGUAACAUUCCUGAAAUCUCUUUCUAAGAAGGAAAAGAAAAAGCUACUCAAAAAACUCCAAAAACUGGAGAAAAAAAGUAAAAAAUUGAAGAAAAGGAAAACCAAGAAACGUGGCGUGAAAUCAGAAAGCAAUAGCGAAAUCAGCACUGAGUCAGACAGUUCAGAUUCAGGUGAUGAGAAGAGGAAGAAGAAGAAAUCAAAGAUAAACAAAGAACCAAGUACAUCCUCCGAGUCUGAUUUGAAUGAAAGUCGAAAGGAGCGCAAAAGGGACAAGGAUAACGGGCGCAGAAUGAAGGAAUCAGGAGUUCACAAUAGAAAGGCAGAGAGGAACGAACUGAACUGCAGAGAUAAGGAAGGUAAGGAGAAUCGAAAACACAGAAACGAUAAAGGCGAUAGACAGUACGAAAGAAAGAGAAAAUCCAGCGAAUCAGAAGAGGAACGAAGAUACAGAAGAAGAGAUGAUCAAAGAAGAAAGUACUCGCACGAUUAAUUAAUGAACUCACAAAUUCCCAAUUUACGCUGAUGAGUUUUUACUUCCCUCGAUUCUCUCUUAACUUGUAACAGUUAAGUAAUUAUGAUUGUUAUACAAACAUAAACAUAUAUAUAUAUAUAUAUAUAUAUAUAUAUAUAUAUAUAUAUAUAUUGUUGAAGCUGUACCAUCUUAUACAUAUAACUUACAUUUUCCAAAAUAAAGAAACCGUUAAAAAUAUCAA
Messenger RNA from Cephus cinctus (wheat stem sawfly), 1597 nucleotides. RefSeq names its product corepressor interacting with RBPJ 1. The transcript has 5 exons. Gene Ontology annotation, biological process: negative regulation of DNA-templated transcription. Gene Ontology annotation, cellular component: nucleus. NCBI's taxonomy places the organism in Eukaryota, Metazoa, Arthropoda, Insecta, Hymenoptera, Cephidae. The coding region runs from base 256 to 1374 and encodes 372 amino acids. The record is from RefSeq and is a predicted model, not a curated record. Gene Ontology annotation, molecular function: transcription corepressor activity.